CCGCUAGUGCGAAAAGCAGAAGGGCGAACCUGGGCCUUAUGCUAAUAGCUCUCAUUUAAUUCACCCAGUGCUUUUCAAAGGCAGAUAUUUUACUGAUAAGGAAACAAGGCAAACAGGUGAGGUGAUCCAAGGUCCCACGCGCUACAGCUAUCUCUCUGGUAUAAGGAAAUACACUAGGCAUGAAGAAGCAAACGGAUGGCAAGAAGGGAGAAAGGUAAACUUUCCCAUAGAUUCUCUUAAGCUGAUUGAGGGAGGGCAAGGGGAUCAGGAAUCCAUUCUCUCAACAGAUAGCCCUUCAGCCAUUUUUCUGAGCCACCCUCGGAAUCGCAGCUGCCAUCAGAUGUGGAUGUAAUACAGUGAGCAGGUUCCUGCUGCUGCUGUUGCGGUUAGGGGAACUGUCGUGGGGAAGGAUGGUGUGCGAAAAAUGUGAAAAGAAACUUGGUACUGUUAUCACUCCAGAUACAUGGAAAGAUGGUGCUAGGAAUACCACAGAAAGUGGUGGGAGAAAGCUGAAUGAAAAUAAAGCUUUGACUUCAAAAAAAGCAAGAUUUGAUCCAUAUGGAAAGAAUAAGUUCUCCACUUGCAGAAUUUGUAAAAGUUCUGUGCACCAACCAGGUUCUCAUUACUGCCAGGGCUGUGCCUACAAAAAAGGCAUCUGUGCGAUGUGUGGAAAAAAGGUUUUGGAUACCAAAAACUACAAGCAAACAUCUGUCUAGAUGUAUUGAUGGAAUUUCUGACUUUCUAAAUUAUUUUACUUUCUGCCUUGAAUUUUCAAGGCAUAGAUGUCAACUUACAGAAUAACGUGUUUUAAGACAAUUACGUUUAAACUAGAGAAUUUGAUUGUUAUUCAUUUUGCUCUCAUGCUCUAAACAGCAACAGUGUAACUAGUCUUUUGCCGUAAAUGGUUUUUUCCUUAUGAGCAUUUUAUUGAACUAAGUGGCAAAUUCCAUGAAAAAUUUCUCAGUUCUGUAUGCACUUUUAACAUUAUUCAUGUAAUUCUCCCCCCCACACACUUUAUUUAUAGAUAGUGCAAAAGUGAGAAGGAGGUAAUAGAUAUUUUGCUCUGAAUUUGGCAUCCAGAGUUAACAGUUCUCCCCUAACUCCCUUACUCGUGUCAUAGUUAUUAGGAUCAGCAGCCUCUUAACUAAUUGCAGUUUCAUAGGAUAUAUAAAUGUUUCAAGCCAUUAUUGCUGAAUGGUUCUUUAGUUAUUAACCUAGACCCAAAUCAAAGACCAGUUUUUAUUUGUUCUUGCCGCCAAAGUGCCAGUUCCUUUAAUAUGUGACCAGGAACACAAGGAAUAUCCGUAUGUCCAAAUAAACACACUGAAUUUUAGAAAAACUUA
Cercocebus atys (sooty mangabey) is the source of this 1343-nucleotide messenger RNA. RefSeq names its product cysteine-rich PDZ-binding protein (gene CRIPT). Gene Ontology annotation, biological process: cytoplasmic microtubule organization. Lineage: Eukaryota; Metazoa; Chordata; Mammalia; Primates; Cercopithecidae. Gene Ontology annotation, molecular function: microtubule binding; PDZ domain binding. Bases 411 to 716 code for a protein of 101 amino acids. The transcript has 6 exons. The record is from RefSeq and is a predicted model, not a curated record. Gene Ontology annotation, cellular component: dendrite.